AUGGAUCCCAUUGCAGAUGCUUCGGCCAAUUCGUUGGCUCAAAGUAGCUCAGCCGAAGGCGUUCCCAACGACGGCACCGGUGUCAUCGAGCUCGACCCUUGGUUGGCGCCUUUCAAGGACGCCCUGAAGCGCAGGUACACAAAAGCUCAAGACUGGAUCAAGAUAAUUGACGAAACCGAGGGAGGAAUAGAGAAGUUCUCUCGGGGUACAGAGAAAUUCGGGUUCAACGUGGACAAGUCUCACAACAUCACGUACCGAGAAUGGGCACCGAACGCAACGGAGGCAUUUCUGAUCGGAGACUUCAAUGGCUGGAACAGGGGCUCCCACCCCAUGAAGAAGAAUGACUUUGGAGUCUGGGAGAUAUACCUUCCUGCGAACAACGGAGGCCCAGUCAUUCCUCACCAGUCCAAAGUCAAGAUCUCCAUGACUACCCCAACCGGCGAGUGGAUCGACCGCCUUCCAGCGUGGAUCAAAUACGUUACCCAAGACCUGUCGGUAUCGCCGGCCUACGAUGCUCGUUUUUGGAACCCUCCUGCUUCCAAGAGAUACACAUUCAAGCACCCGCGACCAAAGAAGCCGGAAAGCGCUCGAGUAUACGAAGCGCACGUUGGUAUUUCCUCGCCCGAGCUGCGAGUUACGACCUAUAAGGAGUUCACCGCGAAUAUGCUCCCGAGAAUCAAGUGUCUUGGAUACAACGUGAUCCAGCUCAUGGCCAUCAUGGAGCAUGCCUACUAUGCCAGUUUUGGUUACCAAGUCAACAACUUCUUCGCUGCCAGCAGCCGAUAUGGCACACCCGAGGAUCUCAAGGAGUUGAUCGACACAGCUCACAGCAUGGGGCUCGUGGUUUUACUUGACGUGGUUCACAGCCACGCCUCGAAGAAUGUGCUGGACGGCCUGAACGAGUUCGACGGUUCUGACCACCUAUACUUCCACGAGGGCGCCAAGGGCAGACAUGAGCUCUGGGAUAGCCGGCUCUUCAACUAUGGCAGUCACGAGGUUCUGAGAUUUCUCCUGAGCAACUUAAGAUUUUGGAUGGACGAAUACAACUUUGACGGCUUCCGAUUCGACGGUGUCACAAGCAUGCUUUACACCCAUCAUGGUAUUGGAACGGGUUUCUCGGGUGGUUACCAUGAGUAUUACGGCGCCGGAGUCGACGAGGAGGCCGUGGUGUAUCUCAUAAUUGCAAACGAGAUGCUACACAAUCUAUACCCCGAGUCAAUCACAGUGGCUGAGGAUGUGUCGGGGAUGCCAGCUUUGUGCCUACCACUUUCGCUCGGCGGCGUUGGCUUCGAUUACCGACUAGCAAUGGCCGUUCCCGACAUGUGGAUCAAGCUAUUGAAGGAGAAGAAAGAUGAGGACUGGGACAUGUCUGCUAUUUGCUGGACACUGACAAACAGACGCCACGGUGAGAAGACGAUUGCUUACUGCGAGAGUCAUGACCAAGCUCUCGUGGGAGACAAGACUCUUCUUAUGCACCUCUGUGAUUCUGAGCUAUACACCAACAUGUCAACGUUGACGCCUAUGACACCUGUUAUUGAUCGCGGCAUAUCUCUACACAAGUUGAUUCGUCUCUUGACCCAUGCUCUGGGUGGUGAGGGAUACUUGAACUUUGAGGGCAACGAGUUCGGGCACCCCGAGUGGCUCGAUUUCCCCCGAGAGGGAAACCAGAACUCGUUCUGGUACGCGCGCCGGCAACUCAAUCUCACGGACGACAAGCUCCUCCGCUACAAGGACCUCAAUGAAUUCGACCGACAGAUGAACCUGACAGAGGCUCACUACGGCUGGCUGCACUCCCCCCAGGCGUACAUCAGCCUGAAUAACGAGAGCGACAAGGUCAUCGUUUUUGAGCGUGGCGGCCUCCUAUUCAUCUUCAACUUCCAUCCUACGAACAGCUACACGGACUACCGAAUCGGUGUCGAGAGCCCCGGCACCUACAAAAUCGUGCUGAACUCGGACUCCAAGGAGAACGGCGGCUACAGCCGAAUCGACGAGAGUACGCGCUUCUUCACGACGCCCAUGGAGUGGAAUGGCAGGAAAAACUGGACGCAUAUCUACAUUCCUUGCCGUGUUGCUUUGGUGCUUGCUCUCGAGUCACCCAUCUCGCGGGCUUACUAG
Messenger RNA from Pseudomassariella vexata, 2115 nucleotides. Its product is annotated as family 13 glycoside hydrolase. Gene Ontology annotation, cellular component: cytoplasm. NCBI's taxonomy places the organism in Eukaryota, Fungi, Ascomycota, Sordariomycetes, Amphisphaeriales, Pseudomassariaceae. The coding region runs from base 1 to 2115 and encodes 704 amino acids. The record is from RefSeq and is a predicted model, not a curated record. The transcript is spliced from 7 exons. Gene Ontology annotation, biological process: glycogen biosynthetic process. Gene Ontology annotation, molecular function: 1,4-alpha-glucan branching enzyme activity; hydrolase activity, hydrolyzing O-glycosyl compounds; cation binding.